Messenger RNA from Darwinula stevensoni, 3933 nucleotides. The record is from the annotation of a GenBank genome assembly. Lineage: Eukaryota; Metazoa; Arthropoda; Ostracoda; Podocopida; Darwinulidae.
AUGGAUGAGGAAGAGGAGGGAGAGGAGGAAGAGGAAGAUGAGGAGGAGGAGGAAGUGGACGAAGAGGAUUCACAUGAGAGAGGUCGAAAAGUUUGGCACGACGGUGCUGCUUCUAAGAAGCCGCCGCCGCCAAGUCGAAGUCUCAUCAGACCCAUCCCAUUCAAUAAUCCCAUCCAGGAAUCCUCACCCUUGCCGACUGAAGUGAAAGGUAACUCAACCCCAGCCCCGGACCCAAACACGACUGAGGGAAUCGACUCUCAUUCCGUUUCAGAGGAAUCUCAAGAAACAGAUCCAAUCACACUCUCCCAAGGUGCUUUUCAGAACGUGAAUUCAAGCUUUGGACGAGAGACAGAAAGCCUCCAACCUAAUUUCAUUCCUAAUGAAUAUGACCUUCAGUCAACAUCACCCGAUAGGGAGUUGGAAAACCCAGAUGCCUCUUUAUUGGAUUCCACUGCCGCGUUUCAUGAUUUAGCAUCAAAUGUUUCAUGGGAAGAUGUUACAAAAAAUUCUGAAAACACCAUGUUCGAAGGCAUUUGGGAUACCAAUUCCUCUUAUUGGUACGAGGACGGAAUGGCAGAAGAUAACGAUACAGAUUCCCUACAUUCGCUCAAAAAUGAGGCCGAUGAAGAUUCAAGUCAGCUUCAGCCCCCAGCAAUCUUUGGAUGGAGUUCAGCCUUUCAGAGUUUGAAUAAAGAAGGAAGUAGAGGUUGGUCGGAGAAUCUCAAUGCCAUCAAAAAGUCCUGUGGAGGCCAGUGCCUCUCUUAUGAGCUCAUUACAUCACUUGACGUUUAUGAGGUGAGGAAAUAUCCUUCAACUGCUUGGGCAAGCACAGUCGUAGUGACUGAAUCCAGACUCCUGGCCCAACUACAAGCAUAUCAUCAGCUACAGGAAUACUUGAAUGGGACCAAUGAUCCAGGUCUCCAACUGAAUGUCAGCUUCCCAUUUUUGACUCAAAUACAAGCUUCUAGGCAUCCUGGAGUGCUGCAGGAGUUGAUAGAUUACACUAUCUCCAUUCCCCUCUUGGGACUGAACACAGAACCACCAAGACCACUAAGUCAUGCAAUUCAAAUUGAUCGUCUCGAGAGCCACACUGUGUUUGUCCAGUCUUGGAGGUCUCUGCUGUGGCAAAUGACAGAAGAUGUAGUCAGAAAGAAAUCAGAAGACUUCAUGAAUCUCUUGCGACUUCAUGGGCAUUCCUUCUUUGACAGAUACACCUACUUGGCUCUUUAUGCUCUGCCCUGGACAGCAGAAGAGAGUAUAUAUGAACUUUGGAUUUAUGGAAGUACACCAAGUCACUUUCCUCCAAGGGGAAACAGAAGAGGAAGGACCUCAGUAUCAGUUGUAACAGAUCCACCUCCUUCAGUCAUCACUACACAGAUGAAAAAGCAGCUCUGUCGAGGAAUCAACUCAAACCUAGAAGUGAUAGAAGCCACACGUCCUGUGGGUCUGGUGAGGGUAGCAAACACAGGAGAUCCUGAAUGCCCCCGGAACAUUACUGUUGCUUUCUACCUCCCUCAAAGAAUCCAAGCAAACCCACCCCAGCGAGGCCCAGCAGCUCCUAUGGUGCACAUAUCAUACCUGGAGGAUCUGAUUGUUUAUGUGUGGCCAGUUGGGGGAUACCUCCUGGAGCCAAAACGUGUUCAUGCAGAGCUGCAGCGCUUUAGAACCCGUCUCACACAGUCAUGGCAGAGGACUCUAUGCCUUGGGAUAUCCUGCUUGCAAUUAUUCAUUCAAGCAAAUUACACGGGUCCCCAACUGGAUCCAUCGUGUUUACCCUUGGAGAUAAGAGAUCAUGCAAAGCUGGAGGCUUCAGUGUCUUUUCUUGCUUGUGAAGAUGGAAUUCAUCACAUGACCAAAUAUCCUGAACUUAUGUGGAUAGCCAAGGUUAUCCUCAUAGAUGGCUCAUUCACUUCUCAUCUCCCUACUCAUGGAAUUUGGAGCUUGAGGUGCAUUCAGGUAAUGCAGCAACUCCUUGAAGAGCCCAGUCCAACCCUUCAUUCCAAGGCAGAAAAGGUCGUAGGGGAAUUGCUAUCCUCUGAUUUCCUGAAAGAGAAUCCCCUGCUUCAUUCCAUAUUUGAUCUAGAGGUGGCCUGGCACUACCUUUCAUAUGGAUUUGUUGGGAAAGCACAAACUCACUUGCAGUCAUGUUUGAAGAGCAUAGGUCUCAGUGUGAACCUCACAGGUAAGAUGGGGAGGAGGACAAAAUUUCAAAAGAUCCCUAUGGCUCAGUUGACCAUUGAUGUAGGCAAAGCAAAAGGUGAAAAUGCUGCUGAAGGUCUUCAUCUACAUUCUGCUCAUCUACCAAAGGAUGUUGCCUUGGAUGAUGAUGUGAGACUCGAUAAGGUCAAAUUUGAAGACUUUGUUUCACAAGGAAGUCAACAAAUAACAACCAUGGAUCAGGCUGCUAUUCUCACUCUAUGUGCAUUGAAGCAGCAAUCCAGUGCCAAGGAUGAUCUUUCUGUUGAGGAACUUACUACCUAUCUCAGUUGUGUUCUAGAACAGCCCUACUGCUGGUCAAUACACUUCUCCGCUCUUUGGAUGCGGAGUCUGCUUGAGGGUUCUGCCGAUCGGACAAGAGAGCGUGCCAUGCUUCAGCUCCAGGAAUUGGCAGAUGCUGUGAAUCGAGAAGAACCACCUCCACAAGAUCGCCUUAGGUAUUUCUUCCAAUGUCGCAUUCCAACUGUAUGGAAUCUCCAGAGAAAGCUGGGUCAGAGUCUCAUGAAUGUUGGAGCAGUAAAAAGUGCAUUGGACAUCUUCCUACCUCUGAAACUGUGGGAGGACAUCCUGGCCUGCUACUACCUUCAACAGAGGAGAGACAAAGCUGAAGAGAUAGCCAGAGACCUUGUGGAAAAGGAUCCAAGUCCAAAACACUGGUGCAUUCUUGGGGAUGCAACUAAUGACAUCCAGUGUUAUGAAGAAGCAUGGAAAGUGUCUGAAGGCCAUUAUGCUAGAGCCAAGAGAUCCAUAGGCCUCCUGUUUUUUAAAAAGAAUAAGUAUGAAGAGUGCAUCAAACCCUUCCAAGAUAGUCUGCAAGUAAAUAGCCUGCAAGUAGAAGUCUGGAUGAGGCUGGCUUUUGCUGCCUUGGAGACCAGCAAGUGGGAAGUGGCAGCUUCAGCCUAUCGGAUGUGUGUCACUAUAGAAUAUGAUAACUUCCAGGCCUGGAAUAAUCUGAGCAAGGCGUACAUGAAUCUGGGACAGGCAGAACGAGCCUGGAAGACUUUGCAGGAGGCAAUUCGAUGCUGUUAUGAUGACUGGCACAUCUGGGAUAACUUCAUGUGGGUCAGUCUACAAUCUGGACAUCUCAGUGAGGUUUUUGAGGCUCAGAAUCGUCUUCUUGAUCUCAAAGAUCGACAUGUUAAUGUUGCAAUCCUUGCCAAAGCAGUAGACCACCUUUUGGAUAUGAGGAGCAAUAAUGAUAUUCAUUCUCCGCUUGAAAAGGCUAUCAAACUUCUUGGUCGCAUCACCAGUCAAGUGACAGCAGAGCCCAUGCUAUGGUUGAUCUAUUCUCGACUCCUGAGCAUGAAAGUUGAUAAGACAGAAGAAACUCAGCAGAGAUCCAUGCAGUAUCUUUCAAAGGCAUUGCAUUCUCAACUUCAAAGACCCAAUGUCUUGUCAGAUAUACCAUCCACCUUGCAGACAAUUUCAUUUGCAGAAGAACUUGGCCAAGGUGUGGAAUCAGUUGCAUCCCAAUGGUCCAACAAAACCCAAAGUCUUUCUCAAUUGAGCUCAGCCAAGUUGUCCAUCCAGGGGCUUAUUUCAAGGGUCAAGCAACAGCACACAAAAGCAGAAACAGGAGAGCUUCCUCAAGAACUCCAGAUCCCCAUCAGUGAUCUAGAAAAGUUAUCAUCAUCAAUCAUUGAUGCAAUUUCUGGAUUGAAGAAACUUGAAUCCUAUGAUUUGGUGUUUCAUUUUUCUCUCUCUGUGAGACGGUAA